ACACGGGGGGAAAUACUCAAAUUCCCUGUUACUCAUUCUUGACCUCCUGUCAGACACAACAAUAGAGAAAUUGUUUAAGUGAACGGUGCUCAAGCCGUCGAAAUUCAGGAUAUAAAUUUGUCAAGUCGAUUUUUUAUUGUUGAUAAUGGAUGAUCGAAGUGAAAUAGCUCAGGAUGGUCCCGCCGGCAUGGACCCCGAGGGAGUCAUCGAGUCCACCUGGCAUGAGGUGUACGACAAUUUCGAUGACAUGAACUUGCGUGAGGAGCUGCUGCGCGGCAUCUACGGUUAUGGUUUCGAGAAGCCGUCUGCCAUCCAGCAGCGCGCCAUCAUUCCUUGCGUCAAGGGUCGCGAUGUCAUUGCCCAGGCGCAGUCGGGAACUGGCAAGACUGCCACCUUCUCGAUCGCCAUCCUUCAGCAGAUCGACACGUCCAUCCGCGAGUGCCAGGCCCUGAUCCUGGCCCCAACUCGCGAGCUGGCCACGCAGAUCCAGCGCGUCGUUAUGGCGCUGGGCGAGUACAUGAAGGUUCACUCGCACGCCUGCAUUGGCGGCACUAACGUGCGCGAGGAUGCUCGCAUUCUGGAGUCCGGCUGCCAUGUGGUAGUGGGCACACCUGGCCGUGUGUACGACAUGAUCAACCGCAAGGUGCUGCGCACGCAGUACAUCAAGCUGUUCGUUCUCGACGAGGCGGACGAGAUGUUGUCGCGCGGUUUCAAAGACCAGAUCCAGGACGUGUUCAAGAUGCUGCCCCCCGAUGUGCAGGUCAUCCUUCUGUCCGCUACCAUGCCCCCAGAUGUGCUGGAGGUGAGCCGUUGCUUCAUGCGUGAGCCCGUUAGCAUCCUGGUCAAGAAGGAGGAGCUGACACUCGAGGGUAUCAAGCAGUUCUACGUGAACGUCAAGCAGGAGAACUGGAAGCUUGGAACUCUAUGCGAUUUGUACGACACCCUCUCCAUCACCCAGUCGGUUAUCUUCUGCAACACUCGUCGCAAGGUCGACCAGCUGACCCAAGAGAUGUCGAACCACAACUUCACCGUCUCGGCCAUGCACGGUGACAUGGAGCAGCGCGAUCGCGAGGUCAUCAUGAAACAAUUCCGUUCAGGCUCUUCUCGUGUCCUGAUUACCACUGAUUUAUUGGCGCGUGGUAUUGAUGUGCAGCAGGUGUCGUUGGUCAUCAACUAUGACCUGCCCUCCAACCGCGAGAACUAUAUUCAUAGAAUCGGUCGCGGUGGCCGAUUCGGUCGCAAGGGUGUUGCGAUCAACUUCAUUACCGACGAUGAUCGACGAAUCCUUAAGGAUAUUGAACAAUUCUACCACACAACUAUUGAGGAAAUGCCUGCUAAUAUUGCCGAUUUGAUUUAAAAUUUUUCUGUUGAGCCGCAAAACAACAACUACGAAUUCUAAUUAAAAAAAAACAAAAAGCAGAAGCGACCAACGACACGGACUAGAAACGGGCAACAACAACCAACAACAACACCAACAUCUUUGACAGCGGCGCUCCAGCUGCAGCUCCAGCACCAACAUCAGCAUCAGCAUCGGCAGCCAAUGGCAGCAACAACAUCCAGUCGCCGGGUCAUCCAACAUCUCGCCAAGCAGCAGCAGCAGCCGCCGACACCGCCGCCACCCUGUAUUCAUUUAGUUCCUCCUUGUGUAACAUCAAUUUUAAAACUGCGUCGUCAACCAGCAACAACAAAAUAUAUACAAAUAUAUACAAAAACCAUUUGCAUCUAUCUAAAGAAAGUAAUAAUACUACUGAAGCCCAAGUGCCCCCAAGGAAGGCAGGCACUUGCUAAAACGGGUUGACAACUUAAAGCAAAAGCCACACCAUCACCAUCUUUUUGCCACACCUUUGUUUUAGCUUUUUCUAGAACUAUUGAUAAAAUAUAUUAAAAACAACACAAA
Messenger RNA from Drosophila bipectinata, 1897 nucleotides. Lineage: Eukaryota; Metazoa; Arthropoda; Insecta; Diptera; Drosophilidae. The record is from RefSeq and is a predicted model, not a curated record.